Molecule: messenger RNA, 216 nt
Organism: Blepharisma stoltei
Lineage: Eukaryota; Ciliophora; Heterotrichea; Heterotrichida; Blepharismidae
Source: the annotation of a GenBank genome assembly
AUGAUCAAAAUUCAGCAAAAUCAAUGCUUAUAUAGAUACAAAUGAAUUCUAGCAUUGAGCUCAACAUCUAUACUAUAUACCAAAGCCAAGAAAAAAAUUGUAAUAUUUCAUUAUAAUUUAAAAAAAUUUUGAAUUACUGCUUAUUGAAGGAGGUUUCAAAAUGGUAAUAAAAAUUUUUAUCUUUCCAUACAAAAACUAAAUUCUGAGAUCAUAUAA